This is a messenger RNA of Diaporthe citri, 2388 nucleotides long. RefSeq lists its product as uncharacterized. Bases 1 to 2388 code for a protein of 795 amino acids. NCBI's taxonomy places the organism in Eukaryota, Fungi, Ascomycota, Sordariomycetes, Diaporthales, Diaporthaceae. The record is from RefSeq and is a predicted model, not a curated record. Gene Ontology annotation, biological process: DNA repair. The transcript is spliced from 2 exons.
AUGGGAAACAAGUCCGUUUCCUCGCGCGUCAAGGGCCCGCCUCCCAUCGCCUUGACACAGAUACCCCCAAUGCCCCCUCCGUGUUCAACUCAAGAGCACAUCGGAGGGGAAGCGUCCGACAUGGACUCGACAAAGACCAGCAAGACACUUGUCCCCACCAAGACAAAUAAAUAUAAUGCCCAGCUCACAUACGGAGAAAAGAUCAUCCGAAGAAACAUGGAAACCUGGACGGCUUUCAGCAAGCCCAAACACUUUGCCCAGAGGCGGGCGGACUUUGCCAACUCGACCCAGUGGUUUCGCGGCCUGCAGACCGGGUACUGGAGCACCAACUCCGGCGAUCCCAGGAACGGAAAGGAAGCAAACGGGCACGAGAAGAAAUACUGCACCGGCCUGUACAUCGCCGGCUGCCCUCCUGUCGGACGAUACCUCGACUCCGAGGUCAUCAUCACGUCCAUCAACGGCCCAGACAACACCGACAGGCACAUUGCCGACCGGAAGAGAGAGGCAGCACACAACCUGGUGGAACGUGUCCCGGUCGGCGUCGCGGUGAGCAGAGACGCCUGGAAGCCGGACGCGAAUGGUGUGAGGACAUUUCCGUGCCCCAUCCCCGAGGGCCUCGACUGCGUUGCUCUCGCGUGGUUCCUCGUUACCCACAUGUGGCCCAAGCCGGCUGUGAACGAGAAUGGCAUCACCAAGGACGUGUGGAUGGUCAGGCUGGAGAAGAUCGACCUGUCCGAGCGGAGCUGGUGGUCGAAUGCCGCCCACGGUGCGCUGCCGUACCCGAGCCUGGAGGAGCGAGACUUCAAGACCAAGGCCGCGGAGGAGGCCUGUGGAACUUGCGGACAGAUCUCGUUCAGGCUUUUCAAGUCACACUUCGUGUGUUUGAAUGGAGACUGUGAAAAGUGGUUCCGCGUGAACGGCGAACUCGUCGAAAACCGGCCAGACAACAUCGUCUAUAACGACGACUUCUUGGGAGAACGCUUUGACAGGCUUGAUGAUGCCUUGGUGGUCCAGCCACUGGAGGAGACCUACCCCAACCUUUACCCAACCUUCGACCAGUUCAUCGCGAAGAACUACCCCGAUUCUCAGGGAUCAGAGUCAUCCGUCACUGCCGCGAACCUUGCAGCGAGGAAUGAGGCCCUGCUCACCGGCUUCUCAUGCCCAAAAUGCGGACUGGCCAACUCGAGGGUCCAGUACCACGGCUGGUACUGCCGCAACACUGACUGCGGGGACGCGGAGGGCAAAGUCAACCCCUUCAGCUACCACGCCCCGCCGCCCAUGGUGACGCCGGCGCUGCUGGAUGCCGAGCGACAGCAGACAAAGGCCAAAGCCGACAAGCCCCUAGAUACACUGCUCGGAUACCAAGGCGCGAGGGACCUCGAGUCGCACGUCGCCCACGAGCUCGACUUCGGAGGGGGCUGCCGGGCCACCAUCUUCCGGCCCAAGCCGGGCAGCGAGGCCGUCGCCAGGGCGGACAGGCUUUUCAGAGAGGUCCAGGAGGAUGCUGCCUCGGGCGCGCUGGGUCUCGCUCGGCGGUCCGUGACGGCCAAUGGGGGCAUGAACCUGACGAACCACUUUGUCGAGAACUAUGGCGAGCGCUAUAACCUGCCCUUUGCGCUGAGUGACAUACCUUUGAACGAGGCACCUGGUGUCGUCAGGGAUGCCCUCAUGACCGCGAAUGGAUACAUGAGGGAGUACUUUGGGGAUGACAACGACGAGUGCGAGUUCAACGAGAUUUACAUCGCGGCGUACCUGUCGAAGAAGAUGGGGAUGAGCUUCCACGACGAUGGGGAGACUGGCUUGGGCAGCAUCAUCGGCACCUGGACCCUCGGCGGACGAGCAACCUUCAAGUUCUGCAUCAAGCCCCAGUUCGACUACGGCCGGUCCAAGAAGGACGGGGUCUGGAUGAAGCCCCAGGGCGGCCAGGUCGACCCCGUCCCCACGGGCUGCACCGAGGAGGCCUUCAGGACCGAGCUGAGGGCCGCGUUCGAGCGCGGGGAGAUCAGCGCGGGGGAGUGGACCGCGCGGCUGCAGGAGCACAUGGACGCGCACAUGGCGGAGCCCCAGAACAAGAGGUCCUACGCCAAGAGGACGCUGCUCUCCUUCACGGUCGAGCACGGUGACGUCGUCAUCAUGUGGGGCCCCAACACGCAGCGGCACAUGGAGCACGCGGUGGACUGCCGGAGCCCGAUGCGGUUCGCCGUCACGCUGCGGCGCGUGACCAAGGACAUGGGCACGCCUGAGCAGUGGGCCCGGCUGGACGCCCGGCUGGAGAGCGACAAGGCGUUUACGCCGUCUUGGGCUGAGGCGGCCAAGAAGAGGAAGGCUGGGGAUGAAGAUGAGGGUGAGGGCCAGCCAACUAGGGCGAAGAGGGCGAAGGCGAAGUAA